CAUCAAUUUUUUCUAACAAAGCUCGGUCUUCUCCUCCUCUCAAAAAAUAUAUAAAUAAAUAAAUAAAAGAGUCACUCUUGUCCUGUCCUCCAUUGUUAAUUAGACAAAACUGUAAAUAUAUAUAAAUAUUUUCCAUAUAUAUAAAAAAAAAACAUCAACCAAAUUCAUUGCAGCGACUCGACGGUAUUGUGUUGAAGUUUUCUGAUGGAUUUACGAUAUUUUCUUGCACUUUUCCUCGGCCUUGUAUGCUUCUUUCCGGAUCUCUCCCUUUCCGCUGUUCGUGUACCAAAAUGGCUUGGAGAAAAGAAAGGAGAUGAAUCGGUGAUUCGAAUGAAAACGGGGGCUUCUUCUGUUUCGUUUGAUCCAACUCGGGUUACUCAGCUCUCAUGGAAUCCCAGAGCUUUUCUUUAUAAGGGAUUUCUAUCUGAGGAGGAGUGUGAUCACCUAAUUAAUCUGGCCAAGGAUAAGCUGGAAAAAUCUAUGGUGGCUGAUAAUGAAUCGGGUAAGAGUAUUAUGAGUGAAGUAAGAACGAGCUCUGGAAUGUUUCUUCAGAAGUCUCAGGAUAAAAUAGUUGCUGACAUUGAGGCCAGGAUUGCAGCAUGGACUUUCCUUCCACAAGAAAAUGGGGAGUCGAUGCAGAUAUUGCAUUAUGAGAAUGGUGAGAAGUAUGAACCACAUUUUGAUUAUUUUCAUGACAAGGCGAAUCAAGAACUGGGUGGCCACCGGGUUGCCACUGUGUUGAUGUAUUUGUCUAAUAUUGCAAAGGGUGGGGAAACGAUAUUUCCCAAUUCAGAGGGAAAAUUGACGCAACCUAAAGAUGAUAGUUUGUCCGAAUGUGCUAAAAAUGGCUAUGCAGUGAAACCAUACAAAGGUGAUGCCUUGCUGUUCUUCAGCCUUCAUCCAGAUUCGACCACUGAUCCAAGCAGCUUGCAUGGAAGUUGCCCUGUCAUUGAGGGUGAGAAGUGGUCAGCCACCAAGUGGAUUCAUGUUAGGUCUUUUGACAAGCCAAUGAAGCGAUUAGGUAGUGAUGGUUGUACGGAUGAAAACGCUAGCUGCCCUCUAUGGGCCAAGACAGGUGAAUGUGAAAAGAACCCUGUUUAUAUGGUGGGUUCUGAGAAAGGACCUGGUUUUUGCCGGAAGAGUUGCAACGCUUGUUCUGCCUAGGGAUUCUACCUUACUUUUCUAUAGUUCAUAAUUUCCCCGAUGUUGGUUCUUUAGAAUCCCAGAUAUUGUAUAUAAUUAAUAUAUGUAUCAUUGAACCAUGUCAUGUUGUAGCUGUCUAAAUUCCCCACUCGUAUUACGCCCGCAUUUUUUAACUGUCAAGUGUAUUUUUAAACAGUUAAGGUGUCGCGGAUGAUUAAUUGCUUUCUUUUUAUCAAUGAUACAUUUCAUAGAAAACGUUAUUUCA
Humulus lupulus (European hop) is the source of this 1408-nucleotide messenger RNA. Its product is annotated as probable prolyl 4-hydroxylase 7. Gene Ontology annotation, cellular component: endoplasmic reticulum. The transcript has 8 exons. The record is from RefSeq and is a predicted model, not a curated record. Gene Ontology annotation, molecular function: procollagen-proline 4-dioxygenase activity; L-ascorbic acid binding; iron ion binding. Gene Ontology annotation, biological process: peptidyl-proline hydroxylation to 4-hydroxy-L-proline. The coding region runs from base 205 to 1164 and encodes 319 amino acids. NCBI's taxonomy places the organism in Eukaryota, Viridiplantae, Streptophyta, Magnoliopsida, Rosales, Cannabaceae.